Dendronephthya gigantea is the source of this 7400-nucleotide messenger RNA. Its product is annotated as pre-mRNA-processing-splicing factor 8. The coding region runs from base 119 to 7081 and encodes 2320 amino acids. The record is from RefSeq and is a predicted model, not a curated record. Gene Ontology annotation, molecular function: protein binding; U6 snRNA binding; U5 snRNA binding. Gene Ontology annotation, cellular component: catalytic step 2 spliceosome; U5 snRNP. Gene Ontology annotation, biological process: spliceosomal tri-snRNP complex assembly; mRNA splicing, via spliceosome. Lineage: Eukaryota; Metazoa; Cnidaria; Anthozoa; Malacalcyonacea; Nephtheidae. The transcript has 41 exons.
UUCGGAACCACGUUUAGCAAACGACUUUUGGAGUAUUUGCGAAUUUCCUUCAAAUUUUCUGGAAAAUGGUUUGAGUUUGAGAAAUAUCGAAGUUUCUUUCUGAACACGAUACUUCAAGAUGGCGUCCUACAUGGCCCCCGGUGUCGAGAUCACCGAGGAAAAACUGCAGGAGAAAGCUCGGAAAUGGCAGCAGUUGCAGUCGAAACGCUACAGCGAGAAACGAAAGUUUGGUUUUGUGGAAGCGCAAAAGGAGGACAUGCCACCAGAACAUGUGAGAAAGAUCAUACGAGACCAUGGCGACAUGUCUAGCAGGAAAUACAGACAUGACAAGAGAGUUUAUUUGGGAGCAUUGAAAUACAUGCCUCAUGCAAUCCUCAAGUUGUUGGAAAACAUGCCAAUGCCUUGGGAACAGAUUCGUGAUGUUAAAGUUUUGUAUCAUGUCACCGGAGCGAUAACCUUCAUCAAUGAAAUACCCUGGGUCAUGGAGCCUGUGUACAUUGCACAGUGGGGAACAAUGUGGAUCAUGAUGCGACGAGAAAAGCGAGAUCGUCGUCAUUUCAAAAGGAUGCGUUUUCCUCCGUUUGACGAUGAGGAACCGCCCUUGGAUUAUGCAGACAACAUUUUGGACGUAGAACCACUGGAGGCGAUUCAGAUUGACCUCGAUCCAGAGGAGGAUUCCCCUGUGUACGAGUGGUUUUAUGAUCAUAAACCAUUAGUUGAUACAAAAUUUGUAAAUGGCUCAACAUACAGAAAGUGGAACCUUUCUUUGCCCAUGCAAUCUACAUUAUAUCGUCUUGGCAACCAACUGCUCUCUGAUCUUGCUGAUGGGAAUUUUUUCUACCUGUUCGACAUGAAGGCAUUUUUUACUGCCAAAGCGCUCAACAUUGCAAUUCCCGGAGGGCCAAAGUUCGAGCCGUUGGUUCGCGAUGUGAGCAGGAACGACGAGGACUGGAACGAGUUUAAUGAUAUCAACAAAAUUAUCAUCCGGCAACCGGUCAGAACCGAGUACCGCAUUGCGUUUCCUUAUCUCUAUAACAGCCUGCCUUUUAAAGUCCAUCUGUUAUGGUAUCAUUAUCCAACUGUUGUUUACAUCAAAACCGAAGAUCCUGAUCUGCCUGCAUUUUAUUUUGAUCCUUUGAUCAAUCCUAUAUCACAUCGUCACGCAAUCAAGAGCGCUGAACCUUUACCCGAAGAAGACGACAGUUUUGAAUUGCCUGAAGACUUUCAACCAUUCUUACAAGAAACACCAUUAUAUACGGACAACACUGCAAAUGGGAUUGCUUUAUUGUGGGCCCCAAGGCCCUUCAACAUGCGAGCAGGGAGGACAAGAAGAGCUCUGGACAUUCCACUCGUGAAUUCCUGGUAUCAGGAACAUUGUCCCGCAAAUCACCCUGUGAAAGUUAGGGUUUCCUAUCAAAAACUACUCAAAUGUUUUGUGCUGAAUGCUUUGAAACACAGGCCACCAAAGGCACAAAAGAAACGCUACUUGUUCCGAUCCUUCAAGUCGACAAAAUUCUUUCAAACCACGACCCUCGACUGGGUCGAGGUUGGUCUGCAAGUUUGUCGCCAAGGAUAUAACAUGCUCAAUCUGCUGAUCCAUCGAAAGAAUCUCAACUACCUGCAUUUGGAUUACAAUUUUAAUCUGAAGCCGGUGAAAACGCUGACCACAAAGGAACGAAAGAAAUCUCGUUUUGGCAACGCGUUCCAUUUGUGUCGUGAGAUCCUACGGUUGACGAAGUUAGUCGUGGAUUCCCAUGUGCAAUAUCGUUUAGGAAACGUCGACUGUUACCAGCUUGCUGAUGGCCUGCAGUACGUCUUCGCCCACGUCGGUCAACUUACAGGGAUGUAUCGGUAUAAAUACAAGUUGAUGAGGCAAAUCAGAAUGUGCAAAGAUUUAAAACAUCUUAUUUACUAUCGCUUUAAUACCGGUCCGGUGGGUAAAGGACCUGGCUGUGGUUUCUGGGCGCCAGGGUGGCGUGUCUGGCUGUUCUUCCUUCGCGGCAUCGUCCCCCUCCUGGAACGAUGGCUGGGCAACCUGCUCGCCCGACAAUUCGAAGGACGACACUCGAAAGGCGUGGCCAAGACGGUCACCAAGCAACGUGUUGAGAGUCACUACGAUCUCGAGUUGCGCGCUGCAGUGAUGCACGAUAUUCUUGAUAUGAUGCCUGAGGGAAUCAAACAGAACAAAGCCAGGACGAUCUUGCAACAUCUCAGCGAGGCGUGGCGUUGUUGGAAAGCCAACAUCCCAUGGAAGGUUCCCGGACUGCCGACCCCUAUCGAAAACAUGAUUCUUCGUUACGUGAAGGCCAAAGCUGAUUGGUGGACGAACACGGCGCAUUACAACCGAGAGCGUAUUCGGCGCGGUGCCACAGUUGAUAAAACCGUUUGUAAGAAAAACCUGGGAAGAUUGACGCGUUUGUACCUCAAAGCUGAACAAGAAAGACAACAUAACUACCUGAAGGAUGGUCCUUACAUAUCCGCAGAAGAGGCAGUCGCUAUCUACACCACGACCGUUCAUUGGCUUGAGAGUCGCAGAUUUUCUCCGAUUCCUUUCCCACCUCUUUCAUACAAACACGACACAAAACUUCUUAUCCUUGCGUUGGAGAGACUUAAAGAAGCUUACAGCGUGAAAAGUCGAUUAAAUCAAUCUCAACGAGAGGAACUGGCGUUGAUUGAACAAGCGUACGACAAUCCUCAUGAAGCCUUGAGUAGAAUUAAACGUCAUCUUCUCACCCAAAGAGCUUUUAAAGAGAUUGGUAUCGAGUUUAUGGAUCUCUACAGUCACCUGAUUCCAGUGUACGAUGUUGAGCCAUUGGAGAAGAUUACAGAUGCAUAUUUAGAUCAGUAUUUGUGGUACGAGGCGGACAAACGAAGACUCUUCCCCCCCUGGGUCAAACCUGCCGACACAGAACCCCCUCCUUUGUUGGUGUACAAAUGGUGUCAAGGCAUCAAUAAUCUUCAAGAUGUUUGGGAAACUGGUGAAGGAGAGUGUAACGUGAUGAUGGAAGCACAAUUUGAAAAGUUGUAUGAGAAAAUUGAUUUGACGUUGCUCAACAGAUUGUUACGACUCAUCGUGGAUCACAACAUUGCUGAUUAUAUGACAGCCAAGAACAACGUUGUCAUUAACUACAAGGAUAUGAAUCACACCAAUUCCUAUGGCAUUAUUCGUGGUCUCCAGUUUUCAUCGUUCAUCGUCCAGUAUUACGGCCUUGUUUUGGAUCUGCUAAUGCUUGGUCUCCAGCGAGCCAGCGAGAUGGCUGGACCACCACAAAUGCCAAACGAUUUCCUGACUUAUCAAGACGUACAAACCGAGGCAUCUCAUCCCAUUCGCUUGUAUUCCCGUUAUGUUGAUCGACUGCACGUCUUCUUCAGGUUCACAGCCGAAGAAGCCCGCGAUCUAAUCCAGCGGUAUCUGACCGAACAUCCUGACCCGAACAACGAGAAUAUCGUCGGUUACAACAACAAGAAAUGCUGGCCAAGAGAUGCUCGAAUGCGACUCAUGAAACACGAUGUGAAUUUGGGACGUGCCGUGUUCUGGGACAUGAAGAACCGUCUGCCGCGGUCAGUCACGACACUGGAGUGGGAGAACAGCUUCGUGUCUGUGUACAGCAAGGAUAAUCCGAACUUGUUAUUUGAUAUGAGCGGUUUCGAGUGUAGAAUUCUUCCUAAAUGUCGCACGAGUUUUGAAGAGUUCACUCAUCGAGAUGGGGUGUGGAAUUUACAAAACGAGGUCACAAAGGAACGGACCGCCCAGUGUUUCCUCAGAGUAGACGACGACUCUCUCCAGAAGUUCCACAAUCGUGUUCGCCAGAUUCUUAUGGCUUCCGGUUCGACGACAUUCACGAAGAUCGUAAACAAGUGGAACACAGCUCUGAUCGGCUUGAUGACCUACUUCAGAGAGUCCGUUGUGAACACGCAAGAGCUGCUUGAUCUUCUCGUGAAAUGUGAAAAUAAGAUUCAAACUCGUAUCAAGAUUGGUCUGAACUCGAAAAUGCCAAGUCGUUUCCCGCCAGUUGUAUUUUACACGCCGAAAGAGCUCGGAGGACUGGGGAUGCUGUCCAUGGGUCAUGUUCUCAUUCCACAAUCUGAUUUGAGAUGGUCACAACAGACGGACACAGGGAUCACUCAUUUUCGUUCUGGUAUGAGCCACGAUGAAGAUCAAUUGAUUCCUAACUUGUAUCGAUAUGUCCAACCAUGGGAAAGUGAAUUCAUCGACUCGCAACGCGUGUGGGCAGAAUACGCUUUGAAACGCCAGGAGGCAAACGCACAGAACAGACGUCUGACACUCGAGGAUCUCGAGGACUCGUGGGAUCGUGGAAUUCCUCGCAUCAACACGCUGUUUCAAAAGGAUAGACACACUUUGGCUUAUGAUAAAGGAUGGAGAGUUAGGACAGAUUUUAAACAGUAUCAGGUUUUGAAACAGAAUCCAUUCUGGUGGACACAUCAGCGACACGAUGGCAAGCUGUGGAACUUGAACAACUAUCGUACGGACAUGAUCCAGGCCUUAGGUGGAGUUGAAGGCAUUCUCGAGCACACCUUGUUCAAAGGAACGUAUUUCCCGACAUGGGAAGGUUUGUUUUGGGAGAAAGCCAGUGGAUUCGAGGAAUCAAUGAAAUACAAGAAGCUGACGAAUGCUCAAAGAUCUGGUUUGAAUCAAAUUCCAAAUCGACGAUUCACAUUAUGGUGGUCACCCACUAUUAACCGAGCUAAUGUGUACGUUGGUUUUCAAGUCCAACUUGAUUUGACAGGUAUUUUCAUGCAUGGCAAAAUCCCAACGCUAAAGAUCUCCUUGAUUCAAAUUUUCCGUGCUCAUUUGUGGCAGAAAGUUCACGAAAGUGUCGUCAUGGAUUUAUGCCAGGUAUUCGAUCAAGAAUUGGACGCUCUGGAAAUUGAGACGGUUCAAAAGGAGACCAUUCAUCCCCGAAAAUCCUACAAGAUGAACAGUUCAUGUGCGGACAUCUUGCUGUUCGCUGCCUACAAGUGGAACGUUUCAAAGCCCUCGCUCCUCGCCGACUCGAGAGACAUAAUGGACAGCACAACAACUCAGAAAUAUUGGCUGGAUAUUCAGCUGCGAUGGGGCGAUUAUGAUUCGCAUGACAUCGAAAGAUACACGCGUGCAAAAUAUCUUGAUUAUACCACAGAUAACAUGAGUAUCUAUCCGUCACCCACCGGCGUUCUCAUUGGCCUUGAUCUCGCUUAUAAUUUACACAGUGCAUUUGGCAACUGGUUCCCGGGUGUAAAGCCUCUCCUGCAACAAGCGAUGGCCAAGAUAAUGAAAGCUAACCCAGCUUUGUACGUCCUGCGAGAACGCGUGAGGAAGGCAUUGCAACUGUACUCCAGUGAACCUACCGAGCCGUAUUUAUCAUCUCAAAACUAUGGUGAACUGUUCUCCAAUCAGAUUAUAUGGUUUGUUGAUGACACAAAUGUCUACAGAGUUACAAUACACAAGACAUUUGAAGGCAACUUGACAACAAAGCCCAUCAACGGAGCUAUCUUCAUUUUCAAUCCAAGAACUGGUCAGCUUUUCCUGAAGAUCAUUCACACUUCUGUGUGGGCCGGUCAAAAACGUCUUGGUCAGCUGGCUAAAUGGAAAACUGCGGAAGAAGUGGCCGCUUUGAUUCGUUCUCUGCCCGUUGAAGAACAGCCAAAACAAAUCAUCGUCACAAGGAAAGGAAUGUUGGAUCCACUGGAGGUUCAUUUACUUGAUUUCCCGAAUAUCGUCAUUAAAGGCAGUGAACUGCAACUGCCUUUCCAGGCUUGCCUGAAGGUUGAAAAACUUGGUGAUAUGAUUUUGAAAGCGACGGAACCUCAGAUGGUGUUGUUCAAUUUGUACGACGAUUGGUUGAAAACGAUCUCCUCGUACACUGCGUUUUCUCGUUUGAUCUUAAUCUUGCGAGCACUUCAUGUGAAUCCAGAUCGUACCAAGGUUAUAUUGAAGCCAGAUAAGACGACCAUCACCGAACCACAUCAUAUCUGGUCCACUUUGACCGAUGAAGAAUGGGUGUCUGUCGAGGUUGCCUUGAAAGAUUUGAUCUUGGCUGAUUAUGGAAAGAAAAAUAACGUGAACGUGGCAUCGCUUACACAGUCCGAGAUUCGUGACAUUAUCUUGGGAAUGGAGAUCUCAGCUCCUUCACAGCAGCGCCAGCAGAUUGCAGAAAUCGAGAAACAAACCAAGGAACAAUCACAGCUCACAGCGACGACCACCAGAACCACAAACAUUCACGGUGACGAGAUUAUCGUAUCGACCACGAGCAAUUACGAAACGCAGACGUUCGCAUCGAAGACUGAAUGGCGAGUUCGCGCCAUUUCCGCGACGAAUCUGCACUUGAGAACCAAUCAUAUUUACGUAUCUUCCGAUGAUAUCAAAGAAACUGGAUUCACUUAUAUUCUGCCCAAGAACGUUCUGAAGAAGUUUAUUGUGAUUGCUGAUUUGAGAACGCAGAUUUCUGGAUACAUGUACGGCGUAAGUCCACCUGACAACCCGCAAGUGAAGGAAAUUCGUUGCAUCGUCAUGGUACCUCAGUGGGGUACACAUCAGACCGUUCACCUUCCAAAUAUGUUGCCACAACACGACUAUCUUAAGGAAAUGGAACCUCUCGGUUGGAUCCACACACAGCCAAAUGAACUGCCCCAGCUUUCACCACAGGACGUUACAACCCAUGCGAAAAUCAUGGCCGACAAUCCAUCUUGGGAUGGCGAGAAAACUGUCAUUAUAACUUGCAGUUUCACUCCAGGCUCGUGUUCCUUGACGGCUUACAAGCUCACGCCGUCUGGCUACGAAUGGGGGCGAAACAACAAGGAUACGGGAAACAACCCCAGGGGAUAUUUACCCUCGCAUUACGAGAAAGUUCAGAUGCUUCUGUCGGAUCGUUUUCUCGGAUUCUUUAUGGUGCCCGCUCAAGGCUCUUGGAAUUUCAACUUCAUGGGCGUGCGUCAUUCGCCCAGUAUGAGAUACGAAUUGAUGUUGUCGAACCCUAAAGAGUUUUAUCACGAGGUCCAUCGUCCGUCUCAUUUCCUGAACUUCAGCACGCUCGAGGAUUCUGAACUGGUCAGUACAGACAGAGAGGAUGCCUUUAGUUAGGCUCAGUUUCUCUUUAUUUGCGCAAAAGAUAUGAUUGCUCGGAACUAUAGUUUAUUAUGUGACUAUUUAGCGACUGAAUAGCGGUCUCUUAGCAAAAAAAGUGUAGAAUUAUCUGAGCUGCAAAACGUUAAGUGUUGAGACCAAUGUUACCCAGUCUUAUACUUAUGGCUUUGCAAUGUUUUAUUCAGUGUGUCAUUUUCAAUCUUUCUCAAGCGAGGCUUCCACUCAAAAUUUUGUAACUCUGGUGUUCUUUCAUACACCAUCAUCUCAUUAGUACCAUUGGAACAAUGUUUCCAAUUGUAAAUAUGCAAUUUAUCUC